This is a messenger RNA of Saccostrea cuccullata (small rock oyster), 596 nucleotides long. Its product is annotated as gamma-tubulin complex component 2-like. The transcript is spliced from 4 exons. Bases 16 to 387 code for a protein of 123 amino acids. The record is from RefSeq and is a predicted model, not a curated record. NCBI's taxonomy places the organism in Eukaryota, Metazoa, Mollusca, Bivalvia, Ostreida, Ostreidae.
UUUCUCUCAUACAACAUGGAUGUUGUUGCAGAGCAUGUAGAUCUAAUGAUGGCCAGUGAGAACUUUGAGAGGACGAUUGCAAACUUUGACCACAACUUCUCAGGCAAACUGAUAGAUUUACUGAGGAAAAUCAUGGACCUGAGUUCAGAAAGCGGACAUUUGAAAUUGCUUAAUAUUCUCUAUAGACUGGAUUUCAAUGGUUUCUACAAGGAGAAGUUAGAAGCCAUGUCUGCAGAGAAGGCUAUGAUGGAAUCAUCUAUGCACAGUACAGAUUCUGGAUCCACAGGCUCAUGGCCGACAUUAUCGUUUACAUCACAGCGUCCAGAGACGGCUCAGUACGUCCCAAGUAUCCACAAACAAAGACCGUCAUCUAACUCAUCUAGUUAAUCAGGGCUGACCAGAACAAGACAUGUUCUAACGAUGGAAAGAGAUGAAUAAACUAAGUUAUAUUCAAGUUCAUUGUUGGAUAUAAAUGACCAAUUGCAAUGCACAUGUGAUUGUUUGUGUUGGUAUUGAUGAGAUAUUCCUUAACUAGGGAAUAUAAAAUAGUGUGAUAUAGUUCUAUUAUUUUAAUAAAUAGUCAUUAAUUCCACAUU